Suricata suricatta (meerkat) is the source of this 2182-nucleotide messenger RNA. RefSeq names its product AT-rich interaction domain 3A (gene ARID3A). The coding region runs from base 1 to 1260 and encodes 419 amino acids. The transcript has 7 exons. Gene Ontology annotation, biological process: regulation of transcription by RNA polymerase II. Gene Ontology annotation, molecular function: DNA binding. The record is from RefSeq and is a predicted model, not a curated record. Gene Ontology annotation, cellular component: nucleus. NCBI's taxonomy places the organism in Eukaryota, Metazoa, Chordata, Mammalia, Carnivora, Herpestidae.
AUGAAUGUGGCCUGGGGGCUCUCUUGUGUGAAAGGGCUACUCUGGGAGAUUAUCCGUACUGGGGACAGGGACAGGGAACUAAAGUCACUGAAUGGAGACCACACCGGGUCCCUGCAGGUCCAGUCCUGGUUAGAAGGACCCGGCCUGGUGUCCUGGAGGUUCCGGAAGCCUGGGGAGCUGCCCUUGGUUAGUGGGGGCUUGAAACCUGGAAAGGGCACAGGGGGCCGGAGGGGGCCUCAGAGCAUCUGGCUCUGGGGCCCAGGAGUCAAGCCCCUCGGAGACACAGGGAUGGCCGUGGUUGUCACGACUGGAGAGCUCCUGGCCUCUAGGGGGCGGGGCCGGGGCUCCGCCCCCCCAGCUCACCUGCUCACCUGCACUCCCCGCCCCCCCGCAGGGACGCCCGUGAACCGCAUCCCCAUCAUGGCCAAGCAGGUGCUCGACCUGUUCAUGCUGUACGUGCUGGUGACGGAGAAGGGCGGCCUGGUGGAGGUCAUCAACAAGAAGCUGUGGCGGGAGAUCACCAAGGGCCUCAACCUGCCCACGUCCAUCACCAGCGCGGCCUUCACCCUGCGGACCCAAUACAUGAAGUACUUGUAUCCCUACGAGUGUGAGAAGCGCGGCCUGAGCAACCCCAACGAGCUGCAGGCGGCCAUCGACAGCAACCGGCGCGAGGGCCGGCGCCACAGCUUCGGGGGCUCCCUGUUCGCCUACUCGCCGGGCGGGGCCCACGGCGUGCUGUCCUCGCCCAAGCUGCCCGUGCCCUCGCUGGGCCUGGCCGCCAGCACCAACGGCAGCUCCAUCGCCCCGGCCCCCAAGAUCAAGAAAGGUAAGGGCCCCCCCCCGGCCGCGGCGGCCGGAGCGGGCAGGACGAGCAGACGCGGGGGGUCAGGCCCAGGGUCCCCAGCCCAGGCCCGUGGCAGGUGUUACGAACCGAGCGCUGCUUCCCCGUCCACGCUGCUGCGCGCAUCCCUGCUGGCGCCCAGCCCCUCGCCGGCUUCACCAACGACGCAGCGAGGUCUGCGGUGGGCGGCAGCAGGGAUGGCUGUAGUUCUUCGGUCCCUCGCCUGUGGCAGGCGUCGCGUGAUCGCUGUAUUCUUUCCCCUUUGGGCUUCGGGACCUUCUCGCCCACUGCCCAGCAGGCAGUGCCGCUGGCACAGUGCAGGCCUGGGGGACUGGCCCCCAAGCCGCUGCUGGGUGUCUGGGCAGCACACUGGCCCCUCCUGGGCCGCCUCUCCCGCUGGGGAAGCGUGGGGAAAGUGACCCCUCCUUUGUGGGUUUGUGGAAAGGGAGCCUUGGCUGUGUCCGGCCCCCACGGGCAGCGGGCCCCCCGUUCACACAGGGGCCGCCUGUGAUGCGGCCCCUCCCACCGAGGCCCUCAACUCCCCCUCGCACGGAAACGCCAGCAGAGUGGCCUCGGCAGGCCAAGCCACCGGAGUGUCCAUUCCUCCUCUGCCGCCCGGGCUGGCCCGAGGGCACAGGGCGAUCCCCACGACCUAGGACUGGUCAGUACCUAGGUGCGGGGGCUCUGACUCACUGGCCUUCCGUGGACCUCAGUCCCCCACUCCGGGGGGCUCCAGUCGGGGUUGAGCGCCCGCCGGGUGUGAGGCCUCAUGCAGGAGCUGGGGAGGUGCUGGCGGACAGGAAGGAGGGUUUGCUGCUGGGUGAGGUGCGGGGCUUGGGGGAGUCCCCAGCCUGCCCUGGCGGGGGAGGUGGGGAGUCAGGAGAAGGGGAGACAGCAGGUCACGUGGGACCAGCGGGUAGAACUGUGACGGGGACGUUUGCUUCCAGUACAGAGGAGGCAAAUGGCGGCUGGUUCUGGGUUCGAGUCCCAGCUCCGCCGCCUCGCUCUGUGGUUCUGGCAACGUUCCCACGUCCCUGAGCCUCCUCGUCUGUGAAGCAGCCGUUAGCGGGCGGAGGCUGCCUUUCAAGGAGGUUCGAGCUCAGAGCGUCAGACAAGACAACGUGGCGCUUCCUAGUUGCUUUCACUAGUACCGUAUACAGCAAGUGCUAUGACAGCGUCUGUGUGACGUCAGUGCUGGAGGCGACUGUGACGCUGCCGUCCCUGCCACGGCAGUGUCCUGUGCCAGGCCAGCCUCAGGAAGGGUCUGAGGGCACGAGUGUCCGUGCAGGGACCCGGCUGCCCCCCGGGAGGAUGCAUGCGCCCCAUCCGCGCAGGCGGCCG